UUUUUUUUUUGUUCCAUGGAAUUUGUACCAAAAAAUAAAACAGAUUAGUAUGAGGUGGUUUGUCUUAUUCAAUUGAAUAAUAGAUGCGUCCAAUAAUUCUAUAAUCGAUGCGGUUGGGGGGAGGGGGCUUGAGGAUGGCAUCUUCUUGCAGAGGGUUGGGCAGUAAUUAAUGCAUAAUUCAGAUAAACCAUAAGGAUCGUUCGUGAAUUAUGAAGUCCUGUGAGAACACGGACAAAUGGAUUGGGUGGAUCGGAUGGCCUUCCUCUUCAAUCGAUGCGACAUUCCUUAUUAUUGGUCCACGAAAUGACUUUCCGUUCUUUUCUAUUUGUGCCCGUACCCCUGAACAUAAGUCACCCCCAGUCCAUCAACGGCCAGUCGAAACGCGAAGGUCUCAGGUGCAACACGUUCUACACCCACAGAUGAUAUAGGAUACCUUCUUGCACGAAAAUAAUUUUCGAUAUUUCACACACAGUUUCGGAUUAACAGCAAAAACGCAGCAAAGAUGAUGGAAUUCAAGACCCAAGGUCUCGUCACAGACCUGAUGCCAAACAUCAGGCUGAUGCAAGCCUCCGGACACUUUCUCUUCAAUUACCAUGCAGAUAACAGCGGAGCUCUGCACACCCUCAGGAUUUUCUAUUCUUGCGUCCAUCUGAUACUGAUUUUAUUACAAUUUGGGUGUAUUUUCGGUAAUUUGGUGCAAGAAGCGGACGACGUUAACGAUCUUGCCGCAAACACCAUCACCAUUCUGUUCUUCACCCAUUGCGUUACAAAAUUCGUUUACUUUGCGAUUCGAUCGAAACUGUUUUAUCGGACGUUGGGUAUUUGGAAUUCGCCCAACAGUCAUCCACUUUUCGUCGAAUCCAACAACAGAUACCAUUCCAUCUCUCUGACGAAGAUGAGGAGAGUUCUGAUGGUGGUUUUGGCCACUACUCUCAUCAGUGCAGUCUCAUGGACAACGUUGACGUUCAUUGGAGAUAGUACGCACACGAAGAAGGAUCCGAACAAUGAAAACGAGACCAUCACCGAAGAAAUACCCAGGUUGCUGGUUAAAGCUUGGUACCCUUGGAACGCUAUGUCGGGAAUGCCGUACAUGUUAUCAUUGGUUUACCAGGUAUAUUACGUGCUGUUCUCCAUGCUCCAAUCCAACCUAAUGGAUGUGCUCUUCUGCUCUUGGCUUAUAUUCGCAUGCGAACAACUGAAACACCUUAAAGCCAUCAUGAAACCGUUGAUGGAACUGUCCGCUACUCUCGACACGUACGUUCCAAAGAGCGCGGAUCUCUUCAGAGCGAACAGCGCGAAAUCUCAAGACAACUUAAUCGAAAAUGAUUACAACAACAUGAAGCAGGACUACAAAGGAGUGUACAAUACGCAGCAGGAGAUGGGCGUGAAUUACAGAUCCGGUGCGUUGCAAACAUUCGGACCAGGAGGGAUGAACGGUGGAAUCGGUCCGAACGGUCUAACGAAGAAACAGGAGAUGAUGGUCAGAUCCGCUAUAAAGUAUUGGGUCGAAAGGCAUAAGCACGUCGUCAGAUUGGUCACAGCAAUUGGUGAUGCUUACGGAGUGGCACUUCUAUUCCACAUGUUGACUUCAACUAUUACCUUAACCCUAUUGGCUUAUCAAGCUACAAAGAUUGACGGCGUAACCAAAUAUGCUGCCAGCGUUAUCGGUUACUUGCUGUACGCUUUGGCUCAAGUCUUUCUCUUCUGUAUAUUCGGCAACCAAUUGAUAGAAGAGAGUUCUUCUGUGAUGGAAGCAGCAUACAGUUGUCAUUGGUACGAUGGAUCCGAGGAAGCCAAGACCUUCGUUCAGAUUGUCUGUCAGCAGUGUCAGAAGGCUUUGUCCAUAUCCGGAGCCAAAUUUUUCACCAUAUCUUUGGAUCUGUUUGCUUCAGUUCUUGGAGCAACAGUGACAUACUUUAUGGUGCUGGUACAACUCAAGUAGAGGAUCAGAGAUAUUUGCAAAUUUUUCCAAGCAUACAUUUUUGAUGUUGUUGAAUUAGAAGGAAAUGCAUUCUUACGUGUCUUAUUUGUAAAUAAUGUAAUCUCAACUCUCAACUUUGAGCGCAAAAAAGUGAUUCAGGGCAUGAUUCAGGGCAAUUCCUCGUAGUCCGUCCGUUAUUAACAAAUAUACUUUCUUAUUUAUUAUAUAUUUAUUACUAAUAGUUUGUCCUAACGUUACGUAAUUUAUAGAAGCACCGAUGAUUUUAAUAUACUGCAAUAUUAUUAAAACAGAGCGAACAUGAACAAAAGUACAAUACAUGGCUAGGAUACAGA
Nicrophorus vespilloides is the source of this 2274-nucleotide messenger RNA. It is a transcript of the gene Orco, whose product is annotated as odorant receptor coreceptor. Gene Ontology annotation, biological process: sensory perception of smell; detection of chemical stimulus involved in sensory perception of smell. Gene Ontology annotation, cellular component: plasma membrane. The record is from RefSeq and is a predicted model, not a curated record. The coding region runs from base 503 to 1942 and encodes 479 amino acids. NCBI's taxonomy places the organism in Eukaryota, Metazoa, Arthropoda, Insecta, Coleoptera, Silphidae. Gene Ontology annotation, molecular function: odorant binding; olfactory receptor activity. The transcript has 10 exons.